AUAUAUAACGAACUACAUAAUUGCAUAAUGGAUGCUUGUAAACUUAUGUACGAAAGAAAAGAACAAUCAGUUUUGUACGCUUCAUUUUCGCACAUAAAUGAUUUACGUUGUGCAAUUUGUGAAAUUGAUUUUAUUGAAGUUCACGAUUCAUCAGCAAAAUCAUAUUUUCAUUGGCAAACAUUAAAAUGCCGAAUGGGAAGCAGUGGUCAAUUAUAUAGCCUUUCCUGGGGAGAGUUUAGUUCAUCACUGGCAUCUGCGGUACAAUUGUUAAGAGGUCAUGGAGAUUUGGUUGAUGUGACACUGGCUGCUGGUGGACGCAGUUUCCCUGCACAUAAAAUAGUUCUUUGCGCAGCUAGUCCCUUUUUACUGGAUUUAUUAAAGAGCACACCAUGUCAACAUCCAGUAGUUAUGUUAGCGGGUAUAGGAGCAGAUGAUUUGGAAUCACUGUUGGAGUUUGUGUAUCGUGGUGAAGUGAGUGUAGAACCUUCUCAAUUACCUUCACUUCUUCAAGCUGCUCAUUGUCUUUGUAUUCAUGGAUUAACGCCUCCUACUAUAUUGACUGAGAAUGGGGAGGAGGUACCAGUAUCAGCAAUACCAACAGCAAAUGAAACUUUAUCAAAAGAAACCAUUAGUCCGUAUUUUCCAUUGAAGCGAAGAAAAAAAAGGAGAAAGUCAUCUUCAUCUUCUGGAAAAUGGCCACGCAAUGUUAAUACUACUGAGAAUGAAAAUAGGACUGUAGAUGGAAGUGAUAAUAGUCGGUCGGUAAAUUAUGAUCACAAAGAUGAAGAUAAUACGGAACAUGGCGAUGAUACAGCGAACGAUCGGUUGGAAUAUUCAAAUCAUCGAAGUUGUCACUCGCCCCGUGGUCAAGAAGCGCAACCAGUGUCGGCAGAAAGUUCUCAAGCAGGAACGCAUCAAGAUCAAAUAUCGGACAAUGAAUCGCAUCUUCACACUUUAAUGCCAAUGCAGCCAUAUUCUCCACUACAUAUACCGCAAUUUCCUGGUCCUUUAAAUAUGGGCUUUCCUCCUGGUAUACCACUCCCACUAGUUACUCAGGGUUCAACAGCUGGAACAGGAUCUUGUGGACUGACAGGCAAUAUGAAUUUGUCUAAAAUACGAGGUGCAUCUGACUGUCCAGGUGUUUGUCCAUUAUGUGGUGCUACGUUACGGCAAGCGAGAAAUUUACGUAGACACCUAUUAUCCUCGUGCAAAUAUCGGUUUAGUAGUAAUCCGGUUCAGAGUUCCCCAGCCGAUGCAAUGAUGAUAGAAGUAAAGCCUGAAGUCGAGUUAUCGAGUUAUAAUGAGCAGUCCAUGACGUACGGAACUGAUAGUGGAAGUAGUACCUGUGAGCAAAUAAUUUGUAAGCCCAGUCCACUUCCUUCGCCAACAUCACAGGGCCCGAGUGUUGUUUCCCCUCAGAGCAACAUUCCGUCUCCGACUAUCGCUAGAUGAAUGUACAGAAAAAAACUGAAAACGAAGAUAUGAUGCAAACAGAAUCUUCCGAUUCUGUUGUUGUGAUUGUGAAACUAUUUUGUUUCUUUUCGUCAAUUUGUUCUGUAAUGUAAUAAAUUUAAUUUAAGGAAGCGCAUCCGUUUUUUUUUUUUUUACUUAUCGUUUUAAUGUACUUAUAUGAAUUUAUGUUCGAACUAUUGUUUAUCAGUUAAGAAAAAUUAUAACGGAUUGGCAUUAUUCUGUAGAAUUUCUCAGAAUGAACUGAUUGUUAUAUUACAUGUAUAGUUUAUAAUCUUAUUUUAGGAGUUUUUUCAUUGAAAAUUAAUGAAAUUAACUUGAAACGAAACGUUUAAUAUGAACGUUCAAAAUAAAGUUAAAGUAUACAAAAAUCUUCCACGUUAGUAAGUAAGAGCAGUAUCUUUAGGGUUAAUGGGAAUAGUCGAUGAAAAAUUAUGCCUAGUGAGAGCGGUGGUAUAAGUAUUGCAAAAUACUUCUAAAUUUUCGAUAUCUUUGAAAUAUUCACUUACGCAAUAACUGUGUAUGAUCAGUUUUAUAUAAACUUAUUGAAAUCUA
Frieseomelitta varia is the source of this 2025-nucleotide messenger RNA. RefSeq names its product protein abrupt-like. The transcript is spliced from 5 exons. The record is from RefSeq and is a predicted model, not a curated record. Gene Ontology annotation, molecular function: protein binding. Gene Ontology annotation, cellular component: nucleus. The coding region runs from base 28 to 1452 and encodes 474 amino acids. NCBI's taxonomy places the organism in Eukaryota, Metazoa, Arthropoda, Insecta, Hymenoptera, Apidae. Gene Ontology annotation, biological process: regulation of transcription by RNA polymerase II.